Anopheles darlingi is the source of this 1680-nucleotide messenger RNA. Its product is annotated as multiple epidermal growth factor-like domains protein 11. The coding region runs from base 1 to 1680 and encodes 559 amino acids. The record is from RefSeq and is a predicted model, not a curated record. Gene Ontology annotation, molecular function: chitin binding. Lineage: Eukaryota; Metazoa; Arthropoda; Insecta; Diptera; Culicidae. Gene Ontology annotation, cellular component: extracellular region. The transcript is spliced from 5 exons.
AUGCUGGCACUGCUACAGAAAGGUCAGUCCGCAGGAGCAGGGGAUCGUGAGCAGUGUAGCGAUCGUACCGAGCCAGAAUGGACGGCUAAAUGUGCCGCCUUCUCGUACGCCUUCUUCGCCGAUCCCAACGAGUGCUGGAAGUUUGUGUUUUGCGUGCUUGGAACCCCCAAUAGCUACACGUGCCCCACGGGACAGGUCUGGUCUCAGCAGCAUGGUGCCUGUAUGACCGGCAAUCGCGAAACCUGCGAAGUGUUUGACAUCACUAACAUCUGCCGCGGACAGCCUGAUGGGUUGCAACCACAUCCCGAAAGCUGCACACAGUUCGUACGCUGCACGGAUGGUGUGGCGUCCGCCGAGUCCUGUCCAACGGGAGAGGUUUUCACCGGACAGCAGUGCGUCGUCGGUAAUACGAAUACAUGCGAACCGGAAUCGGACGUGUGCCGUGGUGUAGCAGGGAAUGAUUUGCGGCCACAUCCGAACGAGUGCCAUCUGUUUGUCUUCUGCUCGCCACAAACCGGACCGACGGUACUGAUCUGUCCACCGAAUGAGAUCUUCCGGCCAGACAUUCGUUUCUGUGUUCCGGGUGAUCGUGCAACGUGCGAAUACAGUGGAGUGGAGACGGCCUGCGUUGGACGUCCACCAGGAGUCGUUCCACAUCCGACCUCUUGCCAGCUUUACCUCUCGUGUAAUGGUGGCGUAUCGACCGUAAUGUCCUGUCCCGCCGGGUCCAUCUUUAAUCCUCAAACGGGAUCGUGCGCCAUCGGUGAUGCGGAGACCUGCCUCGUGACCGAAGGACUCUGCACCGGUCAACCGGAUGGGUUAGUGCUCGAACAUCCGUUCUACUGCAGCAUGUACCUUCUCUGUCAGGGAGGUCAGGCAGUGAUUCUCGACUGUCCACCGGGAGAAAUCCUUCGUGUCGAGUCCCAGUUCUGCGUCCCCGGUGAUAUAGCAUCCUUGUACAACAAUAUCUGCGUUAACCAACCAACCGGACCGAUCCCGAAUCCGGCGACCUGCACCUGCCUACCGGGCAAUACGGUUACCUGCGAGCUGAUCGAUGGGGUGUGCGCCAAUCAACCGGAUCAAACGGUCGUUGAGCAUCCCAACAUCUGCAGUCACUUCAUCUGGUGUAUGGGAGGUGGAGCGCAGGUUAUGCCGUGUCCUGAUCGCGAGAUCCUUCGUCCUGACGCUCAGUUCUGUGUACCGGGUGAUGCCAGCAGCUGUACCUUCGAUCCGGUGGACCGAACGAUCUAUCGUGUUUCAACGCAAUCCUGUGUGGCCGGCAAUGGCGAUACGUGCGAGUUCCUCGAUGACUUCUGCGUUGGACGUCCGGAUGCGGUACUACCCCAUCCGGAAGGUUGCGCUCUGUUCCUCAUGUGCACAUCGGGCGUCACGACGGCUCUCCAGUGUCCGGAAGGGGAGAUUCUGCAUCCCGAGCAUCUGGUGUGUGUGGCCGGAAAUGCCGAGGAUUGCUCGCUAUCCCCGAUCACCACCGAACCGCCCAUCAUCUCCGUCUGCGAGGGACGACCGGAUGGAAACUACACGCACCCACUGCUGUGCUAUCUGUUUAUCCGUUGCACGGCCGGUGUGACCGAGAUUAUGACCUGUCCCCCGAACCACAUCUUCCUCGGUGCCCUGCGCGAUUGUGCACCUGGCGAUCAGAGCACAUGUAUUCCCUUCUGA